Molecule: messenger RNA, 1341 nt
Organism: Drosophila willistoni
Lineage: Eukaryota; Metazoa; Arthropoda; Insecta; Diptera; Drosophilidae
Exons: 2
Coding region: 72-1145 (357 amino acids)
Source: RefSeq, a predicted model, not a curated record
CAACGAGUUAGACAGUCUAAAGUUGGUCGGUCACAACUGCGCACGCAUUUCUCCUCAAUUUUACAAAUAAAAUGGAUCAAGCCAUACUCAAUUUGAUGCUGUCGAAUGUGGAUGGUUCUACAGAAGAUUCUUCAUCGGAGACCAAUUCCAUUAUCGAUGAAUUUGAAUUACUGAACACUCAGUGUGAGGGAAACUGCUACCAAAAACUAAAAUCCAUAUUGCAGCAAGCCGGGAAGUUGAUUAAACUAAAAGAUCAGCAAAUUGAUAAUCAUGUAAAGACAAUAUCAACGCUGUCAAUGAAAUGUCUGGAAAUAAAUAAGCAUUAUAUGGAGAAUCAAAUGGCCGAAAAGAACAAGGAAGUAUCGCAGCUUGUAAAGGAAUCGAUGGCUCCCUCAAACGAGACCAACGAAACACUAAAAGAACAACUCAGGAAUCAAUUGGUGGAUCAAACUAAAGCUAGAGAAGAUCAACUCAAUGCUCUUUUAGAGGAGUCGAAUAAAAAAGUAGAGAAUCUAAUCGCGCAGCUAUCAGAGGCCGAAAGUAAACUUAAAGAGGCGAAUACAUUUUUACAGGAGUGCAACGAGAAAGUAAAGAUGCUCGAAAUUGAAAAACAGCAAAUGGAGAAUAAGCUGACAUCAAAAAUUAACGAGUAUGAAAUUCUGAUAAAAAGUACCGAAACAAAAAUUAUGAAUUCAGAAUACAAAUCGAUAGUUUACGUGACAGGAAGGGGAGACCAGAUGGUGACCAUUAACAAUGAUAUCACUGGUCCUGGUUGGAUAGUCAUAAAACGUUCUGAACGUCAAGGCGGAUCACUCAAGAAAAUUAUUGACGUUGAAUCGAGUUGGGUGUACUCUUUCAUUAAAGAUCAGCCCCACGAAUUAUACAUUCACUUAGUAUAUAAGGAUGGAACCACUUCAUUUGCCCACUAUGAUGACUUUGCACUUCAUGUUUUGAACGGCAGUAGUGUAUAUAAAAUAAAAUCGAUGGGUGCUCUAAGAACCUCACUAACGAUUGGAGGUGAUUUUUGCGGACGUUCUUUAGAAUCUAUUUCGGACACUUUUACCUUCGUUACUUCCUACACUUUAAUGAUAAGAUCUAAAUUAAAAUAUCAACUACUAACCCCUUACACAGCUGAAAAAAAGUAACGCGCAAAAUAAUGAUGUCGGUAAUAAUAAUAUUUGAAAAUAAUUUUCAUUUAUUUUACUGUAUAAUAAAUUGCCAUAAUUAAUCAGUCUCAAUUUUUGGAAUUUGAAGGAAAAUAUUGUAUUUUAGUUGAUUUUUCUUACCUAAUAUUGACAAAGAAAACCUGAAUGGUGAAAAUAAAUAAUAUUCAAAAAUCAA